Messenger RNA from Anoplopoma fimbria (sablefish), 1122 nucleotides. Its product is annotated as homeobox protein Hox-A10-like. Lineage: Eukaryota; Metazoa; Chordata; Actinopteri; Perciformes; Anoplopomatidae. Gene Ontology annotation, cellular component: nucleus. The record is from RefSeq and is a predicted model, not a curated record. Gene Ontology annotation, molecular function: RNA polymerase II cis-regulatory region sequence-specific DNA binding; DNA-binding transcription factor activity, RNA polymerase II-specific. Gene Ontology annotation, biological process: regulation of transcription by RNA polymerase II.
AUGUCAGCCAGAAAGGGCUAUCUUCUCCCUUCGCCAAAAUACACUACAAUAAUGUCAUGUUCAGACAGUCCGGCAGGAAAUGCGUUUUUAGUGGAUUCUCUGAUCAGUGGCCGCACCGAGAGCGGCGGAGGUCACUAUGCGGGGAGUGCGGUGUGUGUGCCGCACAGCGCCGCCGCAGAGGUGCCCUACGGACUACACAACUAUGGAUACUUCCCAGGUAUGGGGAAGCGUGGCGAGAUGGUGCCUCCAAACAUGGUAUCCGCCUCUGGUGCGUACAUGUCCAGCAUGGAGAUGUGGAUGGACGCGCAGAGGUCAUGUCGAAUGGACCAAGAGCACCCGGUGGGUCCCCAGGUCGCACCCUGCUCCUUCCCGAAUAUCAAGGAGGAGAGCACCUACUGCCUGUAUGAGCAGCCCAAGUGCCCUAAAGCCUCCACCGCCGAAGAUCUGACAUACUCGAGGUUAACAGCCGGCCUUGGCUCCAGUUCUUGUCCAGUGACGGAUGGUGGCGGCGGGGGCUCGGUGCCUGUACCGGGCUACUUCCGCUUGUCUCAGACACACGCACAUUCUCAUAAACUUUACAACGCUAGCAGCCCCCAGCCGAACCCUUCCCAUUCUCAUUUUGGCCUACACCCCAUUGCUCCUGCUCGCUUCCACACGCCACCGACUGCUCCAGCAACGGCACAUGAAGGGAGGAACACGGAGGAGCCAGCGUCCUCGGGAAACAACAGUCUGCAGGCUCACGGUGCACCGGGGACCGAGGAGGUACGGGAGUCCUCGGAUGCAGAUGUCUCUUCAGCCGACGAGACAGAAGAGCAUGACAAAGAGAGACCAGCAAAGACCACUAAAGGAGACACAAAAAGUCAAAACACGGCCAACUGGCUGACAGCAAAAAGCGGCCGGAAGAAACGCUGUCCAUACACCAAGCAUCAGACACUGGAGCUGGAGAAGGAGUUCCUCUUCAACAUGUACCUGACCCGAGAGCGCCGCCUAGAGAUCAGUAAAGGUGUCCACCUGACGGACAGACAGGUUAAAAUCUGGUUCCAGAACCGCAGGAUGAAACUGAAGAAAAUGACGCGGGAACACAGGAUCCGGGAGCUCACCUCCAACUACGGAUUUUCAUGA